AUGAAUAGCGAUAAUAAAAGCACUUCUUCUUUCGGUAUAUUUCAGUAUCUGAAUUUUCUAUACCGACGUUUAUUACGAAUUGUAUUAAACUGGUUUAUUUUAUUUGUAACUGGCGAAACACAAUUGGAAAGAAUGUUAGCUUUCACGAGCACUCAUAAGGGUCAGAUCACAGCUGAAGUGGAGAAACUCAUUAAUGAAAAAGAAAUACAGUUGGAUUCAGAGAUUUGGAAUGCUGACCAAGAGUACGAAAUUGCGACUGAAAUUGUUGAUAAAUAUUGCUCAAAAGUGGAGAACAAGCAGUUUGACGAGAUGAGAGAUUCACUGAAAAAGUCACUUGGUCAGAUACGAGGAUAUCGGGAAUUAUGUGACGCUGUCGAGGAUUUGCGUAUAGAAAAGUACGACCCAGGAAACGAAAAACACGAAAAGAAGUUACUGAAAUUAUGGGAUUUGUUAAUGCCAAUGGAAGAUUUACGAACUAGAAUAACAAAUCAGUGGCAAAAAAUUGGCUUUCAGGGUUGCGAUCCAGCCACUGAUUUUCGUGGUAUGGGAAUUUUGUCACUUGAUCAACUCAUUUUCUUGGCCCAAUAUGAUGUUGCACAUGCACAUUCAAUCCUUUCUAUUUCUAAUCAUCCUUUGCAUGGCUUUCCAAUGGCAAUCACAGGAAUCAACUUAACAGCCUUGACUCGGCAAUUACUUACGGAAAAUGCAUUGAAAAUGCACUUCUACAAUACUGUUCCUGGUGCUCCAACAAUCAAUAACUUCCACCACGCCUAUUGUCAAAUUUUCAAGCUCUUUUGCGCAUUUUGGACGAAGAGGAAGGGUGAAAUCACAUAUUUCAAUAUCAUCAAGAAAGAUUUCGAGACCCAGUUAAUAAGGCACCUAAUUUCUGAGGAUGCGAAUCUAGACAAAUUAGAUGCCCAGUUUUUUCAAUAG
Molecule: messenger RNA, 933 nt
Organism: Thelazia callipaeda (thelaziosis nematode)
Lineage: Eukaryota; Metazoa; Nematoda; Chromadorea; Rhabditida; Thelaziidae
Source: the annotation of a GenBank genome assembly